Messenger RNA from Scedosporium apiospermum, 867 nucleotides. RefSeq lists its product as uncharacterized. The record is from RefSeq and is a predicted model, not a curated record. Gene Ontology annotation, molecular function: FFAT motif binding. The transcript is spliced from 7 exons. Bases 1 to 867 code for a protein of 288 amino acids. Gene Ontology annotation, biological process: endoplasmic reticulum membrane organization. NCBI's taxonomy places the organism in Eukaryota, Fungi, Ascomycota, Sordariomycetes, Microascales, Microascaceae. Gene Ontology annotation, cellular component: endoplasmic reticulum membrane; plasma membrane.
AUGUCCGUCGACAUCGAUCCCACCGAGCUGAGCUUCCGCCGGCCAUUCACCCAGGAGGUUUCGCAAGUUCUCAUCAUCAAGAACCCCAACCCAAGUCCGGUGGCGUUCAAGGUGAAAACAACCGCGCCAAAGCAAUACUGUGUCCGACCGAACUCUGGUCGCAUCGAGCCUGGCCACGAUGUUGAGGUUGCAGUUCUUCUUCAGGCAAUGAAGGCCGACCCUCCUCUCGAUGCUAAGUGCCGCGACAAGUUCCUCGUCCAAUCCGUUGCCAUUACUCCAGACAAGGAAUUCUCUGGUGUAGCCUCCGUUCUCGACACCGCCGAGAAGAGCUCGAUACAGGAGAGGAAGAUCCGCGUUGCCUGGUUACCUCCCACUCAGAGCCCUAAGCUCUCCGCCGCCACACCUGCCGUGCUCGAGACCCCUGUUAGAAACUCGGUGGCUGCCUCCGAAAAUCACGAUGCGACGCCCGAUAUCUCCCGAGCCUACGCUUCCCCCUCGAACGACGAUGUCAUCUCCAACCCAUCUCCCCCUCCUUAUCCCGAAGAAGUGAAGAUUACGAAGAAGGAGCCUAUCGAAGAGACACCGAAGACCACCGUCAGCCAGAUCAAGCCCCAAAUCGCGGUCGCCGCCCAACCACCAACCUACGAAGAGCUCAAGAGGAAGUUGGCGGACGCCGAUGCUACCAUCGACUCCUUGAGGCAAGAGCUCUCCCUCCGAAAGCGCAAGAUUGGCACCGACAGCGAGAAGACAGCAGCGCAAGUGCACCAGCUAGCCACCGCAGCUCGACCAGUAUCCGAGGGCGUCCCCGUCAAGAUCGUUGCGAUACUCUGCUUCCUCACCUUCCUCCUAUCUUAUACCUUCUUCUAA